This is a messenger RNA of Symsagittifera roscoffensis, 1536 nucleotides long. Its product is annotated as carnosine N-methyltransferase-like. Bases 1 to 1536 code for a protein of 511 amino acids. Gene Ontology annotation, cellular component: cytosol; nucleus. The transcript has 10 exons. NCBI's taxonomy places the organism in Eukaryota, Metazoa, Xenacoelomorpha, Acoela, Convolutidae. The record is from RefSeq and is a predicted model, not a curated record. Gene Ontology annotation, biological process: carnosine metabolic process. Gene Ontology annotation, molecular function: carnosine N-methyltransferase activity.
AUGGCCGAGCCUAACCAGUUCAUUCAUAAUUCCAACCAGGGUAUGAACCACUCAUUGAACCACAAUGCAGAACCGGAACAGUUCAUUCGUCCAUACGAGCAACACAAUCAUCAUUCACACCAAGGGGACCAAGGCGGACACAAUUCACACUCUCAUGGGGGAGGAGGGGCAGUGCAAAAUGAAUUGAAUCAUCAGGCGAUAGGAAACCCCCCGAAGAGACCAAUUCAGCCGGACGAAGACGAAGAAGCCGAACGUCUUCAUUUCUUGAAGAUUGCGCGGACGUAUGCGGCCUACUCUAAGGAACACAUCGGACGCUUCGUCGAGAAGAGACUCAAUGACGUCAGCAAAGAAUCUACCGCAUCAAACUCCACUUCAGGUGUUGUUGAUAUAAUCGCUUUGAAUUAUACUGCACGAGGUCAUCCUGGAUCCCAAAUGGGAGUGAGGAAUGGGUCUACGAACUUCCAGCAGGUGGACAAGGGCGUGAACGAACGUCACCGGAAGAUUCUAGAAGAGAUCGGGUUCUUCUCUAGACAUGCGAAGAUAGAAGAGUGUAUCAGACUGAACCAGCAGUUCCUGAAUGAAGUGAUACGGGAUGUGAUGCACAUGUUCCAGGACAACAACCCACUCAAAGACGCUGUCACAGACAUGGACUCGGGUGGCGACGGGUUCUUCAAGUACCUCUUCUCCCACUCGACGCAUCAGGCCCUGCCCUGCAUGACUGACCAUGAGAAGAUGCGCACGACCCUCCGUCAGUUUGUGAGGGACUGGGCCCAGGAGGGGGAGGAGGAGAGGAAGAGGAGCUACGCACCCAUUCUCGAAGAGAUUGGCAAGAGAUAUGGAAAAAUUGAGGACAAACGCACAGUGGAAGUCUUAGUACCAGGUGCUGGUCUUGGUCGACUGGCAUUCGAAGUGGCCACACUGGGCUACACAUGUCAGGGCAGCGAGUGGAGUGUGUUCAUGCUCUAUGCCUCCUCCUUCAUCCUCAACCACACUCUGAGACCCAAACAGUACACCAUAUACCCCUGGGCCACACAGCCCUGUAAUCAGUUCAGCCAGGAGAAACAGUGCAGAGCUGUUCAGAUUCCAGACGUGAAUCCACGUGAUGCUCUGGCCUUCCGUGAGUCUGAGCUGGCCAAUGGGGCCACACCUGCCUUUUCCAUGAGUGCCGGCGACUUCCUGGAGGUGUAUGGCAACCACAGCUGCCAGUGGGACUGUGUGGCCUCCUGCUUCUUCCUGGACACUGCCAGGAAUGUAAUAGAGUACCUGGAACUAAUGUACAAGAUGCUCAAGCCAGGAGGCUGUCUCAUCAAUCUAGGCCCCCUUUUGUACCACUACACCGACAUGCCCGGAGAACUGUCCAUUGAGCUGACGUAUGACGAGUUGGUGCUGGUAAUGAAGAAAGUGGGGUUUGAGAUCGAGAAAGUGGACUACAGUCUGGAGUCGCCCUAUUUGGACAACCAGAACAACCUCCUAUCUUACAACUACAAGACACCCCUCCUAGUAGCACUCAAACCAGGCACCACGCCACAGCUAUAG